UAUAAUAAAAUGAUCACACUCCAACAUUAUCUAUAUCAAGAAACACCAUUCAAGGAGAAAUACCGGCUACAUUUAGCUCAUUGAAAGGACUAAGUAGUAUAGAUCUUUCCUCAAACAACUUAACAGGGAAAAUACCUGAGUAUCUCGGAGAUUUUGCAUCUCUCGGAACUCUAAAUUUAUCUUACAACUGUUUUGAAGGAAAGUUUCCAGUACGGGGAGCUUUUAAAAACACAACCAUUGUUUCUAUUAAAGGAAAUGAAAAUAUCUGUGGAGGUGUUCGAGAAUUUAAGUUGCCUCAUUGUACCCUUGAAGGAUCGACAAGGAUAAACCAAACUCCUCAUUCCUUAAAAAUCAUCAUUCCAGUCUUAAGUGUGAUAUUUUUCCUAAUCAUGGUAAUAACGUGUUAUUUGGUUUAUAGAAGAAAGUAUGGUAAGAAGGCAUCUAAGGAGAGUGACUCCAACAUCAAAAGUCUUCCACAAGUAUCGUAUGGAAACUUACAGAAAGCAACCAAUGGGUUUUCUUCCGAAAACUUAAUAGGUUCUGGGAAGUUCAGUUCUGUUUAUAAGGCCGUUCUGCCUCAAAAACAUGGACCACAAGUUGUCGCUGUGAAGGUACUAAACCCAUCAGUUCAUGGUGCUCAGAAGACUUUUAUUGCCGAAGGUGAAGCUUUGAGAAAGAUUAGGCACAGGAAUCUUGUAAAAAUCAUAACUUCCUGUUCAGGAACUGAUUUUCAAGGGAAUGACUUCAAGGCUCUUAUCUAUUCAUAUAUGGUCAAUGGAAGUCUGGAAGAUUGGUUGCAUCACAAUCCGAAAGUUAGUUUAGAGAUCGUGGAGGCAACCAGAUGUUUAAACUUUAUUCAGAGGUUGAAUAUAGUGAUAGAUGUGGCUAGAGCCAUUGAUUAUAUACAUUUCCAAUGUGGAUCACCAAUGAUUCAUUGUGAUCUCAAACCAACUAACAUUCUAUUGGAUGCGGACUUGAUUGCUGAUGUGGGUGACUUCGGCUUAGCAAGAAUUCUUCAGUAUAACUCACAUGAUAUUUCUGCAACUCAUACAAAUUCACUUGGUGUACUAGGCACAAUAGGUUAUGCUCCACCAGAAUAUGGAAUGGGAGGUCAAGCCUCAACAUAUGGCGAUAUCUACAGUUUUGGAGUCCUACUACUAGAGACCUUUACGGGCAAAUGCCCUACUCAUGAAAUGUUCAACAAUGGUCUGAGUCUUCGUGAUUUUGUGAAAAUGGCUAUACCUGAUCAUGUUUUGGAGAUAACUGAUCCGGUCCUUCUGGAAACCAGACAAGAGGAAAAUGAACGCACUCGUGCAUAUAGAUCAAUCAAGGAGUCCCUAACUGCAAUAUAUCAAAUUGGCAUUACUUGCUCCAUAGAAACACCUAGAGAUCGGAUAGACAUGAACAAUGUCUUCAAUCAACUAGAGUCUAUCAAGAAAACUUUUAAUGGUGGUAGACGCAACUUAAUGUAAAGUACAAGAGUUUCAUCGAUCUAGCUACAAAUAGAUAGAACAAAAAUCUCUGUUUUGCUA
Erigeron canadensis is the source of this 1532-nucleotide messenger RNA. RefSeq names its product probable LRR receptor-like serine/threonine-protein kinase At3g47570. The record is from RefSeq and is a predicted model, not a curated record. The transcript has 2 exons. Gene Ontology annotation, biological process: protein phosphorylation. Gene Ontology annotation, molecular function: protein kinase activity; ATP binding. NCBI's taxonomy places the organism in Eukaryota, Viridiplantae, Streptophyta, Magnoliopsida, Asterales, Asteraceae. The coding region runs from base 390 to 1472 and encodes 360 amino acids.